AGUCUUACUUGCCCCCUCCAACGCAGGUAGAGAGAAAGAGAGAGUUUCGAGACCCAAUGGCGAGCCAAGGCGUUGCCUCCAUGUUCACUCUCGCAUUGCUUCUCGGAGCCUUCGCGUCUAUCCCACCAAGCGUGGAGUCGAUCGGGGUGUGCUACGGCAUGAGCGCCAACAACCUGCCGGCGGCGAGCACCGUCGUGAGCAUGUUCAAGUCCAACGGGAUCAAAUCGAUGCGGCUGUACGCUCCCAACCAGGCGGCGCUGCAGGCCGUCGGCGGCACGGGCAUCAACGUCGUCGUCGGGGCUCCUAACGACGUCCUCUCCAACCUCGCCGCCAGCCCGGCAGCGGCCGCCUCGUGGGUCAAGAGCAACAUCCAGGCGUACCCCAAGGUUUCCUUCCGGUACGUCUGCGUCGGAAACGAGGUCGCCGGCGGCGCCACCCGGAACCUCGUCCCGGCAAUGAAGAACGUGCAUGGCGCGCUCGUCGCCGCUGGGCUGGGCCACAUCAAGGUGACCACGUCGGUGUCGCAGGCCAUCCUCGGCGUGUUCAGCCCGCCCUCCGCCGGGUCCUUCACCGGGGAGGCGGCCGCGUUCAUGGGCCCCGUGGUGCAGUUCCUUGCCCGCACCAACGCGCCGCUCAUGGCCAACAUUUACCCGUACCUGGCCUGGGCUUACAACCCGAGCGCCAUGGACAUGGGCUACGCUCUCUUCAACGCGUCCGGCACCGUGGUCAGGGACGGCGCCUACGGGUACCAGAACCUGUUCGACACCACCGUGGACGCCUUCUACACGGCCAUGGGCAAGCACGGCGGCUCCAGCGUGAAGCUGGUGGUGUCGGAGAGCGGGUGGCCGUCGGGCGGCGGCACGGCGGCGACUCCGGCCAACGCUAGGUUCUACAACCAGCACCUCAUCAACCACGUCGGGCGCGGCACCCCACGCCACCCGGGCGCCAUCGAGACCUACAUCUUCGCCAUGUUCAACGAGAACCAGAAGGACAGCGGCGUGGAGCAGAACUGGGGACUCUUCUACCCCAACAUGCAGCACGUCUACCCCAUCAACUUCUGACGGAGCUCGUGCUCGUUAAGUCCCUACUUGUUCUUGUUAACGAGUAAAAAGUCAUGUUACGCGAACUUGACGAGCUACUCGUUUGGAGAGCCUCUUAAUUACCUCCUCUUUCCACAUGAGGGAUGAGAACGUAUGAGUUAAUAACCAGACCCCAUUACUGUGAAUUCCCCAUUGAGAUUGGAAUACUUAUGUAUGUGUUGUAUAACUUGUAUUGACGUGGUCAUAACGAAGCAACCGUAAAUCUUUUUUAGUUCC
Hordeum vulgare subsp. vulgare (domesticated barley) is the source of this 1316-nucleotide messenger RNA. Its product is annotated as lichenase-2. Gene Ontology annotation, molecular function: hydrolase activity, hydrolyzing O-glycosyl compounds. The transcript has 2 exons. The record is from RefSeq and is a predicted model, not a curated record. Bases 57 to 1061 code for a protein of 334 amino acids. Gene Ontology annotation, cellular component: plasma membrane. Gene Ontology annotation, biological process: carbohydrate metabolic process. NCBI's taxonomy places the organism in Eukaryota, Viridiplantae, Streptophyta, Magnoliopsida, Poales, Poaceae.